GAGAAUCGGAAAUGAGGUAUUCUGUACCCUUCUGUGUGGGAUUAUAUCACUGAUUUUAGUUUACACGUACAUGUUUGCACCGUCGAUUGGAAACCGCGCCAAGGAAGAGAUGGACAGCCAUGGUUUCCAUGUUCCAAGCAUGGAGAACUCGCCGUUCUCUCUGCCGUUUCUGCGGAACUGCUCCAUGUCAGGCCAAGCGAACUUCCUGGAAGCGCUUCAGACCCCGUAUCAAGAAUGUGGCCGAUUUCGAGGGGCGAUCCAAUGCCAUGAGGUUGUUCAGCCUCGGACUGGAGCUGUCCGUUGACCUGACAAAAGAACUUCCCCGUGAUGAGCUGUACUGGGCUAGGAAAUACUGCGACCAAUUCGAGGAGGACCACAUGGUUCUGUUCCCGCUGUGUAUCCAGCGUCAGAUCAAUGACUGGUACCCAGUGCCUUACUAGAUUCCUUGCAGCGUUUGGCGGCGAUAAGAAUGUCGAUGAUGGAACAGAAAUGGUCGUAGUGACGUCAUCGAUUUGUGUGAUAACGCCCCAUUUGUCGCAACCGCGAUUUUAUUUUUGUUUUUUGCUUUUAUUUCUAAUCAAUGAGAAAGUGUGACCUAGUGAUAUUAAUGGUGUUUUCGUAACUUUAGUAAGUUUUACCUUGUAAAAUUGGUACUUUGAAGAGAGGAACAUUUUACACAGAUAACCAGCCGAUUAAAACUGCUCCAUAUUGGUCAGCUACAGGUUGUAACGUUUCUAUGGUAACCAUUUACAGGUAGUAUAAUAAAAUGUCCUAACCUAA
Messenger RNA from Pecten maximus, 780 nucleotides. RefSeq lists its product as uncharacterized. The record is from RefSeq and is a predicted model, not a curated record. The transcript has 3 exons. Lineage: Eukaryota; Metazoa; Mollusca; Bivalvia; Pectinida; Pectinidae. The coding region runs from base 120 to 440 and encodes 106 amino acids.